GUGGCACAUGUUCAAUUCACUGUUUCUCAGGACCAAUUGAAUUGUUUGGGAGGGGCCGACAGAUACCACGCAACAAUUCUUCCCCGUAGCCCCAACAAAGUGCUCACGAACCCUGUCAAGAUAGCUAGAACCGUGGUAUCAAAGAGAAGCCAGCAAGAGCAGGAAAUCCGGACACGGUUGAAGCGUAAAAACUAGGGCGAUUCUGCAUCUGAAGUAAGCAGGUUUGAUUGCUCACUCUCGCCGUGACCCCUGACCUCUGACCUUCCCGCCAUGGCCUUGGAGAAGCUGAAGGGCGUGGGCAGGCAGCUGCUGCGGGUGAAGGUGGUGGACUGUAACACGGAGGACUCGCGGCUGUCCCGCUGCCUCGGGACCUUCGACCUCAUCGCGCUGGGCGUGGGCAGCACGCUGGGCGCCGGCGUGUACGUUCUGGCAGGAGCAGUGGCACGUGAGAACUCGGGCCCGGCCAUCGUGCUCUCCUUCCUCAUCGCCGCCCUGGCCUCCGUCCUGGCCGGCCUCUGCUACGCCGAGUUCGGGGCCCGCGUGCCCAAGACCGGCUCCGCCUACCUGUACAGCUACGUCACCGUGGGAGAGCUCUGGGCCUUCAUCACCGGCUGGAACCUCAUCCUCGCCUACAUCAUCGGAACGGCGAGUGUUGCUCGCGCCUGGAGCGCCACGUUUGACGAGCUGAUUGGCCGGCAAAUGGGGGAGUUCUGCCAGCUCCACAUGCCCAUGAACGCUCCCGGAAUCCUGGCGGAAUAUCCAGACAUGUUCGCUGUGGUCAUCAUCCUCAUCCUCACUGGUGUGCUGGCGUUCGGAGUGAAAGAGUCCGCCAUGAUCAACAAGAUCUUCACCUGCAUCAACGUGCUGGUGCUGCUGUUCGUGGUCAUCUCUGGCCUGGUCAAGGGCUCUCUGAAGAACUGGAACAUCGUACCUGAGGAGGUGCUCAACGUCACCAACGCCUCCCUCUCCAACUUUUCGCUGCCCCUCCCGUCGAGGGAGAGCCUGGGCGAGGGGGGGUUCAUCCCGUUUGGAUUCAGUGGGGUCCUGUCUGGCGCUGCCACCUGUUUCUACGCUUUCAUCGGGUUCGACUGCAUCGCCACCACAGGAGAGGAGGUGCGUAACCCCCAGAGGGCCAUUCCCGUGGGCAUCGUGGCCUCCCUGCUCAUCUGCUUCGUGGCGUAUUUCGCGGUGUCUGCGGCGCUCACCUUUAUGAUGCCGUACUACCUGCUGGAUAAGAACAGCCCCCUGCCCGUGGCCUUCAAGUAUGUGGGCUGGGAGGGGGCUACCUACGCGGUGGCCGUGGGGUCACUCUGCGCCCUGUCCACCAGUCUGCUGGGAUCCAUGUUCCCCAUGCCCCGGGUGAUCUGGGCCAUGGCUGAGGAUGGGCUGCUCUUCAGGUUUUUGGCCAGCGUCAACGACAAAACCAAAACCCCCAUAAUCGCCACUGUAACCGCAGGCAUUGUGGCAGCGAUCAUGGCCUUCCUGUUUGACCUGAAGGAUCUGGUGGACCUGAUGUCCCUCGGCACUCUGCUGGCCUACACUCUGGUUGCGGCCUGUGUCCUGGUCCUCAGGUACCAGCCGGAACAGUCCAACGUCCCAACAGCGUACCUGAGGGCCAGCACGCAGGACGAGGGGGAGAUGAACAGCUCUGCGAGUGACAACAACAUGCGCAUCCUGCCCGAAGUGGAGGCCAGGGUCACCCCGAGAACCCUGUUCUGCCCCCUCACCCACUCCCCUUCUCCCCAGUCCGGCUCCAUCGCCAACGGCUGCACCAGCGUGCUGGGGUUCCUGAUCUUCGUGUUCUGCGUGGUGGCGGUCCAGGGGGGCACGGCGCGUGGGUCGCUGGUCGUGCUCGGGCUCCUGGCGGUGCUCUGUCUGCUCAUCACCGUGGUGAUCUGGAGGCAGCCUCAGAGCCAAGCCAAGCUGUCAUUCAAGGUCCCCUUGGUGCCCUUGCUGCCGGUGCUCAGCAUGUUCAUUAACGUGUACCUGAUGAUGCAGCUGGGCCGAGGAACCUGGAUCCGCUUCGCCAUCUGGAUGGCUAUAGGGUUCGGCAUCUACUUCGCUUACGGCAUGUGGCACAGCACGGAGUGCGACUCCGACUCCGAACUGGGGGAACUGAAGCCCCCCGAGGAACCCACACCCGAGAAAGCCCCCUUCCUGGAGGAGGGGCAGGAGGCCUGAAGAGGAGGGUCGCGACCCUUCGUAUUUUUAGGUGUUGCACCCCUGAUGUCUGGCCUUUCAAAAUUUUUGCUGACAAGACUGUUUAAAAUAUAGUGCACAUCCACAGGGACCUCCCCCAUGUGAACUUGAACUACGGGCCAAAUAGCCCUUCAACCAACCUGCCAAAGCGGGUUUUUCAGGAACUUGUGGCCGCUACAUUGCCUGAACGCUCUCUCACCAUCAAAGCCUUCCUUAAUUCAACUAUUUUAGAGAAUGACAAAAACAAGUUAUCGAAGGAGGCCACAUACAACUGCAAAAACAAAAGUGUUCUGCAUUAGCCGUGCUAAACUUCUGCAGUGUAAACUGUAUCCGUCCAAGUUGAUAUCUUUGAAGUGCUUCCCAAACACUAGGUUAUGUGAGUUAUGUAAAGUAUGUAACGUUAUUGCUUUUCCGGUUUUGGGUGUUCCACCCAUGAAACCGAUCGCCUUCAGCUUUUGUAGUCGAUGCUACCACGGUACCACAGCUGUGCGUUCAUCAUUUGAACAAAAACACUUACCGGGAACAACCGUUCAAACUGUCUUGGGCGUCAGGUCAAUAUCGGGUCAGGUCAGGUCAGGUCAGUGGCGGAAAGUCUAGGUUCAGAAAGCAGGUUCUCAUCAAAUUAGCACAAUUCUUCUGCCAGGAGGUAGAAGUGUUGAGUGAAAUCAGCUGGCUGAGUUCACAGAUGGAAGAAACGUGAGACAGGGAUGGCAUUUUGACCCAUGGAGGUCCCACCUCUGAACAUGGCUGAUCCAGUCAGUGGAAAGUGCUAAAGUACUUGUGCUGCCUCAUCUGAUUCAUUUUAUUAUUUUUAAAUGUAAUACAGCGAUGAUGAAGUGGUCAGACAGUUCGAUGUCCGCUUCAGAUGUUUGACACAUCCAUUACAGAAAGGCACAAUGUACUAGAGACUUCUUUAGCUGCCUGGGUCAUAAGGUUAGAAGACCUUUCCUGCAUUAUGAAAUUGAAUCAUGAACUUCAGUCCAUGUCCCUAUAAAGCAUUAUAAUGUCUUUUCAUUUUAAAAAGGAGUUUCCAUCAGUUCUUUGACCCAAAAGUGUUGACACAUUUUAGGUUUCUCUAAAUGUGUGGGACCUUGGUGUUCAGACGCACACAGAAACCAGAGCUAUGAGUGUGACAUCACACAACUCUCCCUGCCAGGUGAGGGCCUGAGAUGCCAGUGUGCCUUAUGGUCUAAACAGGGCCCCCUGGUGGCACAGUUUAGUUUUCAUUUAGUCAGUGGCCAGGGAAAGCUCUGUAGUUCUUGUAUCCUCCUUUCCUCCACAGCCCAGAAAACCGAUCAGUGUCCUCCCUCCCUUCCUCCCUCCAGUGUUGCAGUAUUGGAGAAGUGAAGGGGCUUCAAACUCUGCUCUCCGUAGCCUCCCAGUGAAGGAUACGGGCGUUCGAGUCCCAAUCCCGCCAUGGCCAGUAACGCAUUGGCGAGGCUUGGCAGGAGCAGUUUUUGGCAAGAGAUACAAGUUUGGGAGUUGUGGGGAAAAGGGUAAAAUAACAGUACUCCUGAAUCCAGAAAUUAAGUGUUGAUUCAUGUUUUGUCCAUCCGUGCUAUCUUAAAAAAAAAUCCACAAUGGUAUGAGCUGAAGUUUUACUGAAAUUUAUAUGGCUGUGUGCUUGUGAGGCUUGCGCUAGGAUUCAAUGCCAUUUUAUGUGCCAUGAAAUACUGAGUUAUCCUCUGUAUAAAUGUACAAUGCUUUGUACAGUCAUCUUGUAAAUAUGAAUCUAUUUUCUUAUGAUAAAUUAUUUGAAUGGCAGAUAGCAUUAUGAAAAGCGGUGGUCUGUGCGUGUACUUUAUGAUCUCAGACCACUGGCCAGUGGGUAGCUAGAGUACUCUGUCUCAUGAGUGCUGGUGUCUGUUAACUGCUGUGCAAAGUAUUUCUUGCUACGAAUCGUGUGAGAAAUUGUCUUCCCUGUUCCCACUGGGGUUCCCAACGGCUUGCUCAUUGAAGUUAGUUUCGCCGACUAAGCUUGGGCUUUUUCUAAAGAGGUCUGUUCCUCAUAUGCAAUAUUCCCACAUUCACCAGGGUCAGGUUAGACAAGUGUGCUUGUCAGGAUCUUUUUGUAUAUAAUUUUAGCUGUGCCUUGAAUUUACCAAUCACAUUUUUUGUGGCGGAGGAUGUUAACAGGUACUUGUCUUUGUCCAUGGGAUUUGUGUGUGUGUUUUUCUUUUUUGGUAACUUUUUACGACUACAACUGCUUUCUGUCCUUGAAUGGGGUUGGGGUAGAAUUGCAAAAAGUCUUUUGCAUAACACUUGCAAUUGCAAGUACAUAAUCAAGGGAUGAAUGUUACUUUCUGCAGCUGAAUCCGUAUGAACACCUUACAGGACCAUUAAAACCGUGCCAGUAGGAGAGUCUGUCCUGCAUUCACUGUAAAUUACAUUUGCGUUUGAUGGAAAUUGUAGAUUGAAAUAAUUGUACUGGGGCUCCCCAACCUUUGGGGUCUGCUUUCCUCGUAGAACCUCAUAGCUCCUCACACAAUGUGUGUAUGGACAACUGUAAUGUCUGCUGUGUGUGUUCGGCCCACAAGCUUAUAGGGGUACACGAGCAUGUUCGUGUAUGUCUACAUACACAUUAUUGGAAGGGUCACAUGUACAGUACAUAUAGUCUUCCCUGUAAGUGCAUGUUUCUUUCCCCUGAACCACGCAAAAGGUAUCAUGUAUGUUUGACUGUGUGGACAUUUUCCCUUUAAGUUAUUUUAUUUCUUUAUUUAACCCAAGAUAUGUACUGUUACAAAUGUGCUGCUGUUAAUAAAUGCUUUAAAGAUUUAAAAUAAA
Molecule: messenger RNA, 4983 nt
Organism: Conger conger (European conger)
Lineage: Eukaryota; Metazoa; Chordata; Actinopteri; Anguilliformes; Congridae
Product: high affinity cationic amino acid transporter 1-like
Exons: 12
Coding region: 271-2181 (636 amino acids)
Biological process (GO): amino acid transport; transmembrane transport
Cellular component (GO): plasma membrane
Molecular function (GO): amino acid transmembrane transporter activity
Source: RefSeq, a predicted model, not a curated record